AUGGCAGCUCCUCGCUCAAGUUCUUUGCGUGCUCUGCGUCUGCUCUCGCAGCACCAUUCUGCUACCCUCCCCUGCGCUCGCCGGGGUCUGCACAUCACCGUUGUCCACUCGGCGCAACCGGCAAAUGUCUCCGACCGAGCCUCUCUGUACUCCAGCCGCACCAUUACUGAUCUCAAAAGUGAGUGUCACAAGCGCUCCCUGAGAAGCAGCGGCACGCAAGCCGAGCUUGUUGAGCGUCUUCAGAACCACGACUUCCUCCAAUCCCGCGCCUUCAGCAUUGCCAUGCGCCGCAUCAGCGGCAAUGCCAUUGCAGAGGAAACCCACAGCCGUCAGUUCAACACUUCCCGGUCUAUGAAGGCCGUGGGUGACUCAUCGACGGUCGACUUCGCCUACAUGCCCUCACUGGCGGAGCUCGAUGGCCCGGCCGCUCGCGCCGAUCCGCAAUUCCCGAUUGUCCCCGACUUCUACUCCCACCAGAGCGCAGCCCCGGCAGAUUCCCCCAUGAAGCCCCAGAUCUACACCGUCUCCGGCGGGGCGGCUGAUGUCUCCGCCAGUCCGAUGACGGAGGUCGUCGACAACCACUCGGUGGACAUCGAUCCAUUCUCGCUGACGGAGGCGGUGGGUAAGUCCCGUUUUGGGGCGGAGUCGACAACCCAACAGAAGGAGCCGGGGGUGUUCCGCGAGCUGUGGACUGGUGUCGUGGAUGACAUCUUAGGUAGACAGCCGGCUGUUGUCAGGAAAUGA
Aspergillus uvarum CBS 121591 is the source of this 744-nucleotide messenger RNA. RefSeq lists its product as uncharacterized. The coding region runs from base 1 to 744 and encodes 247 amino acids. NCBI's taxonomy places the organism in Eukaryota, Fungi, Ascomycota, Eurotiomycetes, Eurotiales, Aspergillaceae. The record is from RefSeq and is a predicted model, not a curated record. The transcript is spliced from 3 exons.